GUGUCAUGUUGAUGAAUGCUCACACUGGAGAGUCAACAUGUCCACCGCCGCUGCUGCUCAACGGAACAACAACGAGGAGCCCGGCCUCCACGGUACGUACUGACGUCGGUUCUUCACCGUUCAGAGAGUUAACUGACGGGAAUCUGACGAAGCGUCUGUGUUUUUUUCCGAGUCUGCUCGGGUUCGAUGAUAAAAGUUACAUCGGUUUAGGUAUUUCCUCUUCUUUUGGGAGGGGUGGAGAUGAUAUUGUUUGACGUCACAACAAUCCAACCAAUGGUUUUGUAAUAAAGGUUUGAUUGACGGAACGGCAGCCAAUCAUGUACGCGACUCGGCGAAGGGCGGGGACGAGCCGAAAUGAAAACAAGUUUAGGACAAAGACGAAAAAAACGUCUUUUUGUUUUAAUUUAGAAAAGUUCACGAUGAUAUUUUAUAUCAGGAUGUUCUUCUGAGCUGACGGACUGUUUAUUAACCAGUCAGACAAAGAAACAGGAACUUAAUCUGAGAUGUAGAAGAAGAAGAAGACAAUGGUUGGAGGCUAACAGACCAAACAGAAACACAGAGUCAGACCUUCAGAGCUUCAGCUCCGUGUUCUCAGAUUUACUUCAUUUAGAGGUUAAAAAACCGAAGCUCGGUCAUAAAAACAUCAGAUUUAUAUAUUUAUGUGAGGAUCACAGCUGGAAUCACAGCGACAUGUCUGGACUAACACAGCAGCUUCAGUUAUGCAACCGGGAGAGGAGGAGCACACACACACACACACACACACACACACACACACACACACACACACACACACACACACACGCUGAUCACUUCUUUAAUAAAAUCGAGUAUAAAUCAAAAAGGUUUCCUGUCCCACUUUCACAUUCUGUUCUCAUUCACGCUACAUUACAUAAACCCCCCCCCCCCCCCCCCUUCUGCGUGGCUGUUUGCGGGGCAGUGGCACAAAGACACGCGCACGCUGCUGCUGCUGCUGCUGCUGCUGUCAUGGAUGCAGAGCACAGCGUGUUCAUGUGAAUGGAGGCUGUCAGGGGGCAGGAAAUGUGGGUCAGCUGUUUUCCUCUGAAAGGAAGCAGGGGUGUGUUUGUGUGUGUGUGUGUGUGUGAGUGUGUGUGUGUGUGUGUGUGUGUGUGUACUUGAACACACCAACCUUCAUCUCUUUUCUUCCUCUUGACCUUCUGCGGUGUUACAGGCUCUUGGGUCGAGCUGGAGCUGAACGGGAACACAGGAGCCCAGGGAUCUGCGCAGACCAACCCGCAGACGGCUCCGGCUGCAGACCAAGAGAAUGCAAACGCAGAUGAGAGUCAGACCAUGCAGACCUUAGAGGUGGUACCUGAGGGGGAUGAGACCCUCAUCGGAGGAUUAGAGCAUGUGCCGUCGUCUUCCUCCAUCCAUAACGGAGAUAUGGAGAAGAUCCUGCUGGAUGCUCAGCAUGAAUCCAGCCCCAGUAACUCGGCCUGUGACAGGUACGAAUCCAGGUCAGAGUCUGUCACACAAAUGUUUGGGGUUUACAGUUUUUUUCAUCCCGGUCUCUGAUUCAGUCCUCACAGGCCACCAAGUCCAGACCAGGAUGAAGAAGGUCAGAUCACUUUUGAUGUGGACAUGUCGAGCCCAAGAGGAAGUCAGGUGAAACAACGUCUAAUUAAACUGGAGCUGCUGUGUUUAUAUAUUUAUUUAUGAAUGUGGUCUGAAGACUAACUCCUCAUCUCCACACCUGCAGUCAGAGGAGGAGGGUCUGGACAAAGACGAGGACAUCUUAAUGAAUAAAGAAGUCGACUGGGUCGCUCAUUGGUCCAGCAGACCCGAAAACGUUCCACCAAAGUGAGUCCUCGGUCACGUCCAGGUUUCUUCACUCUCAGCUCUUCGUGACAGUCAGAUCAGAUGUUGAUUGGUUGUUUCUUCUCAGGGAGUUUCACUUCAGGCACCCCAGACGUUCGGUCUCUCUCAGUAUGAGGAAGAGCGGCGUCAUGAAGAAAGGAGGGAUCUUCUCGGCCGAAUUCCUCAAAGUCUUCAUCCCCUCCUUACUCAUCUCACACAUCCUCGCUCUGGGUCUUGGGUACGUCUGAAUUCGGGCUGUUUUAUUGGUUAUUUAUUUGUCCGUUAGUUUAUUCGGUCUGUCGUCAUGAACAUCAGCUGACCGUCUACUGGGAAAAAAAACACGUUCUCCUCUGGCCUGCAGCGUUUAUUCAGGGAGGAGGGCUUUUCUAAGUUCGGUGUUUUAGUGCUCAGUCUGUGCUGUGAGAGAAGGUCGCUGCAGGUCAGAGGACUGUCUGUGUGUCUGUGCACAGACAGUCUCAGGCUGUUUUUAUUUCUGUAAAUGAUGCCAGUCUGUCCAGGGUAAGUUCGGUUUUAUUCAGAAACAUGGAUUUGUAUUUAAUAAAUGUACCAGAGUGUCUCCUCCUCCUUUUAAUCAGUUUAAACAAACAUGUAAAGUCAGAAGAGACUCAGACGGCACAAGUUAUUCACUAAAAUAGGAUCAGAUUAAAACAUUAAUCACAUAUCAGCUUCUGAGACUGACCCCACACUGUUGUUUCUCUGCUCUUCCCUUUGUCCGUCACUGAGUUCCCAGUGUGUGUGUGUGUGUGUGUGUGUGUGUUUUUAUUCUUUAUUUUCCACCGUCUUGUUUCUCGUGAUGCAGCGAUAUGAUCUUUCUCACAGAAUUUUAGCCUGAGCUGAAAGUUGAUAACCAUGUUUUUUUCUUGACUUUGUUGUUUUUUGUGUCUUGUUUUUAAUAAGGUGAGUUUUUUUUAAUCUUAUUUUUAACACUAAAUGUUUCUUUCCCUCUUUAAAUUUCUAUAAAUAAUGAAAUCCUCACAGACUGAUAUUCCCAAUCAUUGAAAAAUAUCCAUCAGGAAACUCUGACUGCACUGAAAACUUCUCUGAAUUAUCAGUAAAAGCUUCAGAUGUCCAUCAGUAGACGGGGACAGGACGCUGCAGAGUCCAGAUAAACAUCAGCUGCUGACAGCAGUAACAGAGCAGAUAUUUGUCCAAACUGAUGUCGAACCUAAAACAUGAGAGCAUCCCCUGGAUUAGAUUGUUACCUUGUUGGACUUCAUUAUCCAUGAAAAUAUUAAUAAUAAUAGUUUUAGUUGUGUUCCUCUGGGCCUUUCUUUACUCCUCACACAGACGUCUGUACUGAUCUGAUCUCACAUGUCUGGACAUGCCCGACGUUGUUUUUGUGCAGGAAAAACAUGAAAAAUGAGAAUUUCAUAAAUCUCACAUGAAGAGGAUCUGACUGUCAGUGAACUUGUGAUUUCAGUUUUUGUCCUAAUUAUUAGAUAUCGAUCUAACCAGGUCAACAGCGACUCUAACACAAAAAGAAGUUCCUGACAAAGUCAAAAAGUUGAUGCAAAAAAGUGUGUCGGUGCGACACUAACACAGGAGGAGGGUUCAAUUAUGUAUAAAGCAGUCCUUACAUCCAUGUUGUGUUGGUGGUUUUAUUUCAUUGAUAAGUGUCAGGAUCAUGUGUCUGUAUCGUCCUUUUUCCAGCUGCUCCAAACUCAAACUGCCACGCUCUCUGUUUUCGUUUUUCAGUGUGUAUAUUGGCAAGAGGAUUGCCACAGCCCCCACCAGCUCCUACUGAACAGAAGUUGAAACAGUGCCUGGAUGUUCUUCUGUCUCUCCAAGUCUCCCCUCCAUCCUCCUGUAGUUGCGACGUCUCCCUGCAUCUCUUGUAAAACCAGUUCUCCUCCAAGCAGCAUUAAAUCCUGUCACAUUGUAGUUAUAGAGUGGUACACAUGACGUAACGUUGCCGCACUCCAUCACAUUUCAACACAGGGCGACUUUGUUCUAAGUCAUCAACUUGAAUCCAGUAGAUAACAGACCCUGGUCCAGAUUAGUCAUCCUCUCUAACUCCAAAACAGGACAAGGAUUUGAUGUCCGGUGGCUUCAGGGUUGAAGUUUUUCUACUUUUUUUGAUGUUUUGUCAAAAAGAAAUUUGGCCUUUCUCCCGAGCUGCAUCUCUCUGCUGCAGAGAGUAGGAACCAAAAACAUGCGCCAUACCUGAAACACCAACACACCGAAUUGGCUCUUGCAACAGCGGGGACUUAUUUCGCCUUAAUUUUUUUUAGUCACGAUUCAGGGUGCAGUGAUUUGGGGUGGGGGAGGGUUGGAGGGGCUUCAUGUUUCUGCACAAGUGGGAUUUGUUUUUGAAAUUCCACACGUUUCUGAGAGAGGACGUCUCAUCACGUCGACUCCUGAGGGUUUCCUAUAAAAGCUUUGUUUUUUUGAAGGUUGGAAAGCUUAAACACUGAUUUAGUAUGUAGCUGCGAAAUUUUACUAUGAGGUUGUUUGAAUACUUAUGCUAGAGGAAACUAGGCUGAACGGCUUUUUACCAGGCUAUAUGCUAUGAUAUUAUAUUUCCUUUUUGCCAACAUAUCGUUUUCUUUAACAUAGCAGCAAACGGCUCAGUGCCAAAUUUGUAUCUCUCACCGCUGCACAUUGGUGAUUUAUCUUAGACUGUUUUUAUUGUUUUCAGAUAUGUUUAGAUAUUUAAAGAUGUAGAUGUGAAAAUUAAUCGAAGCUGUGAUCUGCCCCCUGUACACCUUUUGACAUUGUAUAACUUGUUUAUACUUUAUAUUAAUGCAUAUUAUAUCAUCGUUAUGAUAUAGCAUUGUGGCAGUGUACGUCAUGUGUUUUUGCUGUUGUUUAAUUGCUGACGCUAAACGAUAAAAGACGUUUUUUUUUUUUUGGGCCUCGUUUCAAGAGUGUCAUCGGACUUUUAUCUAGAUCACACUGUGCAAUCAUUUCACAUGAUACAAUAAAAAGUGUACAGAGCGUGCAUAACUACCAGGAAACAGAGGAGAUGUGGUGUGUUUUGGUGUGUGAAUAACGUUUGUAUCGUAUACAGUGGCUGAGAUAUAAAUACAGAGAGAGUGGACAGAGCUGCGUAGAGCCUGAUGCAUAAUUUAAGACAUAAUAACCAAUAAAAUCACAUGUAAUCAUAAUGGGACUGUUCAUGAUGAUAAGUGACCAUUUUAAAGGAGAAGCCGAGACUUAAAUACAGCUGAUCUCACAAGUUUCUGAGCUGAUGUGUUAAAAAAUAAAUAUUACUGACAAACAAAAACAAUAUUAUUGAACUUAUUGAAUAUUUUAGUCGUAAAUGGAAAAUUAUCAGGCCCAGUAAAAUACUGCAGUAAGGAACUUCUGGAUUUCCAGCUUUCUGAGAUUUUUAUGUAAGACUGAAUAUAAAGCCAUUUUUCCAAUCAAUCAGUCAAUCAAUCAAUCAAACCUUAUUUUUAAAGCACUUUUCAUACACAGAAUGUAGCACAAAGAGCUGUCCAUUCGCGUAGGAUAUUAAAAAACAAUGAAAUAAAAUAAAUACCAAUACCAAACCCCACCCACCCACCCACCCUCCCAACCCCUGUUCAACACAUACAGCACUCACACACACGCACACACACACACACUAAAGACCAGGUUAGGACUCAACUUUCCACAGAUGACUGAGGAAACGCUGGUUCUAGGACUCAAACGAUAAAACCAUGAUAAAAUAUAAUAAAGGUGAUGAAGCAUUAAAAGUUAAUUAAUCAAAACAGUCUGAAAAUCAAACAAGAACAGAAAGUGAAUAAAUAUAGAGGUUAUAAAACACAAAAUAGUUACUCUAAGACUAAAAUAGGGUAAAAUCAUGUAAUGCAGAUUAAAAGAUUAAAACAAAAUUCAACUAAAGCCAGACUAAAAAGGUUGGUCUUUAGUUUACUUUAAAAAUAUGAAUAAAUAUUUCAGACACAUUUAAAUGUAAUAUAAAUGGUUAUCUUGUAUAGUAACAUGUUUUGGAUACAUUUUUAAUGAAUUGAGAAAAAUGGUAAAUAUUUGGAUGAUGCUGCAGAGAAAAUGACCGAUAAUUACAAAAUAAAACAGUAUAAUUUUGGGCAACAGUCUAGAGGGGAUGUAUAAAUUCAGGAUAGAUGUACAGCAGUAGCUGUUUCACUGUUUGAAUUUCCCUCUGGGAUUAAUAAAGUAUUUAUCAUCUA
Messenger RNA from Xyrichtys novacula (pearly razorfish), 5969 nucleotides. The record is from the annotation of a GenBank genome assembly. NCBI's taxonomy places the organism in Eukaryota, Metazoa, Chordata, Actinopteri, Labriformes, Labridae.